CUUUGCCCUCGGCGCCGCACUUCAGGAAAAUUGACGAAAUAUCCUGACAGUUCAUUACCCGAGGGAAUUUCUCAGUGCGCUCGUGUGCUCGACUCGUCCUUCUCAUUCCGUAACACGAUCGAGACGGAGCCGAGAGUCUGGAGUCUAUCGCCACGAAGCAACAUGACAACAUCUAGACGUCUGGUUCUCCUGUUUCUCCUCUAUUUUACGGCAAUUGAAGCCACGUCUUUCCAGGAUGGCGACGAGGUCAUACUUUACGUCAACAAAGUGGGGCCCUACUUCAACCCCCAUGAAACCUAUCACUACUACCAACUACCCGUCUGUCGACCCAAGAUAAUUGAGCACAAGAGCCUGACCCUUGGCGAAGUCCUGGAUGGAGACCGCAUGGCCAAGUCUGACAUAAGGAUCAAGUUCAAAGAGAACAUGCAAAACCGAAAGCUGUGUGACCUGGUGUUAUCGGAGGAGGAGGUGCAAUACCUCCGGGAGGCCAUCGAAGAGCACUACUACUACGAAUUUGUGGUCGACGAUAUCCCAGUGCGAGACUUCAUUGGUCAUCUGGAGGAAUCGGGCUUUGUCCCCCACACCCACAAAGUAUACCUGUGGACACACCAGCAUUUCAAUAUUUACUAUAAUGAUAACAAGAUCAUCUAUGUAAAUGCAACGAAGGAGCAUGCCCCUAUUUCCCUGGAUGAUGUAGAACCACCACUCAACAUACAGCCUACAUAUUCUGUAACUUGGAUUCCUACAAAAAUUGCAUAUGCUGAUCGAGGGCGUCUUGUUCAGGACAACAGCUUCUUCCCACGCAGUCUAGAGAUCCACUGGCUUUCCAUCAUCAACUCUAUGGUGCUUGUGUUUCUCCUCAUAGGCUUUGUGGUUAUUAUCUUGACCCGAGUGUUACGGAAUGACUUCGCACGCUACAACAUUGACGAAGAGGGCCGGGAAGACAUAGACAGUGAUGAGUACGGUUGGAAAAUCAUCCACACUGAUGUCUUCCGGUUCCCACAGCAUAAGAGCCUGUUUUCAUCCAUUCUUGGUGUUGGAUGUCAGUUCCUGGCAGUGGCAGUGGGGAUCAUCGGUAUGGCUCUGCUGGGCAUGUUCAACGUCCACCGACAUGGCUCUAUGAACAGUGCAGCUAUCUUCCUGUAUGCCCUGGCAUCAGUCAUCGCAGGAUACGUUUCCUCAUGCAACUUCAGAAUGAUGGGGGGCACCAAGUGGGUGUCCAACAUCAAUUUGACAACAGUGCUCUUUGCAGGUCCGUUCUUUUUGAUCUGGAGCAUUCAGAAUACAGUUGCUUGGGCCUACCACUCCACCCAAGCCCUCCCCUUCACUACCAUCAUCCUCUUGCUGCUUAUGUGGAUCUUCGUGGGCUACCCACUCACCAUUUUUGGAGGAAUCCUGGGAAAGAACGGCCACAAUGAGUACAAUUUCCCCUGCCGGACGAAGAACAUUGCACGGGAGAUACCUUCAGGUCCCUGGUACCGAUCCUCCUGGGCACACUGUGCUGUUGGCGGCUUCCUGCCAUUCAGUGCCAUUAGCGUGGAAAUGUACUACAUCUUCUCGACACUUUGGGGCCGUGAGCAGUACACCUUGUAUGGGAUCCUUGGCGUGGUAUUCAUCAUCCUCCUGAGUGUAACUGCCUGUGUGUCCGUGGCUCUCACCUACUUCCAGUUGGCUGCUGAGGACUACAGGUGGUGGUGGAGAUCCAUCUUCAGUGCUGGAUCUACUGGUGGCUUCGUCCUGAUGUAUUGUGUGUUCUACUACCUAAAGCGCUCAAAUAUGUCAGGUGGCUUGCAGACCAUAGAGUUUGUGGGCUGGUCGAUUCUUACCUGUUAUGUAUUUUUCCUUACCCUUGGUACGGUCUCUUUUCUUGCCUCCCUCACUUUUGUCAAGUACAUUUACCGUAACAUCAAGAUGGAUUAAGAUGGGUUUUAUUUCAAUCCAUAUUCUCUCUUUGUGUUAAAUGAUGUAGACACUCAUUGAGGGAAAAGAUUGGUAUAUUAGGAAAAGAGAGAGAGUCUUAUUCAAGAGGAAUGCAAGUAGCUUGUUAGCCAAUACCAUAGGAAUGAACACGGUGUAUUGUGGGUCAGACUGAUGCGAAUGUGAAUUCGAUCUUUAGAUUUAAGGUGAAGUAGAGAUCAGAGGAAGUAGCAUUACAGCAGAUUGUAUUUAUUACCAGAUUUUGCUCAGUAAAGAGGCAUUGAUGCUAUUUUUAUGAGGAAGACAUAAUUGAGGUUUCCUUAAGUACAAGGAGUACGUGCUGCUCUGUAGAAGGAAACUCCCCCCUCACUUCAAGGCUUGUGAAUUAUAAAGUUUAGUUAGGCUGACUGCAUUCAUGUGCCUGGUGAGGCUAUGGGAACCAAAGGACUUCUGGAUGAUACUUAUUUAUUAUCAUUUCUUUUCAUCCAGUCCUUCCUUUGUAAUUUUUUUUUUUCUUCUUACUCUCCUUUAAGAAAAGGAAGCUCUUGUGCACAGCAGUGAGAGAGAGAGGGAGAUUGUCCCUCUCUCUCUCAGUGCCAAUCUUUCUACCUGGGAAUUUGGAUAAUGCUGAAUGCUUGCUGAAGGACCAAGUGCUAAGCCUAGUGCCUUAUAACACUUCUAGGGGUCUGAACAGUAACAAUUCUCAAACUGUUAGUUGACUGACGAUGACAAGAAAAAUGCUUGGAUGCUGCCCCCUUUCCAUCAGGGUCCUUUGUAUCAGAUUGAUACAUUAGUUUGGACUGCAAGAGGAGGUUUUAUAUCUUUUUAACUGUCUGAAUGUCUGUGUGUCUGUCUCUGUCUUGCUCUUGUCAGUCUACCUCUAUGUUAGGCUGUGUUAUCUAAAUGUGAGGGCCGUAUCUUCUAGGCGUAGACAGAAUAUGACAUAGGAGUUUAAGUAGUUAGGGUAAUAGAAAAUGUCAAUUCAGUUUUUGCCAAAGACACAAAACACCACAUGCACAUUUCUGAAAAGGUAUUGGACGCUUUGAAACAUUAGAGUACCAGUGUGUGUCAUAUCCCUUCAUCCCUUUUAUUUUUUUCUUAAAAUGGAUUUAGAUCUUAUGGAUAAAGAUUGUAUUAGACUUCACAUUAUGUGUAUAUGUAGCUAUUUUAAACUAAAGUCUAUACUAAGCAUGUAUCUGAUUGGUAGGAAGGCAGAGUGUGUGGCAUAGUAAUAUUUUUUCCAUAAAUAGUCCUGUAUACUGGCCAGUUACCAAAACUUACAUUGUUGUUUGAUACAGAAAACAUUGCAUUAACAAAGUCUACUAUGCCUGUUGUGUUGUACAAAGCAGUUAGCAGUUAAAUAGAGAAUAGAAAAUGAUUAUUAAUGAAUAGGAAUCUCUGAUUUAGUUAUUUUAUGCUAUUCAUUAAACACAUAAGUAUUCACCAGGUAAUUUACAUCACAAGGGUGAUAGAACAAUUUUUUUAUUUAAAGAGCAUUAGUAUAUGUCUCCACCAACUUUUGUACAAAUCAAAAUAUUUUUUGUAUUUGUCCGGGAAAGAUAUUUUGUUGAAUAAUAGGAAUUAAGAAUGAUGGUGAAAACAAAGGACAUCUGAAUUGUGUUGGGUAAAAAUCCCUUUUUCUCUAAUUCUAUUUGUUAUUGUAAUCAUCAGUGUUAUUGCAGUUAUGAUCAUCACUUCCAUUUUUACUUUAUGUUUUCUUUGUUUUUUCCCCUCUAAUCUGUCUCUACUUCUAUCAACUGAGCAGAAUUUAAUCAUAGUCUGUUCUGUUUCUCUGUAAAGGAUUUUUGAAAUUUAGUGUCUUAUCAGGUUGUAAACAUUCAUCACUCCCCACGCUCUUACCCAUAAACCUCCCCCCCCAGCCAUUACAAUACCCUUAAACUCUCUCUCUCUCUCUCUCUCUCUCUCUCUCUCUCUCUCUCUCUCUCUCUCUCUCUCUCUCUCUCUCUCUCUCUCUCUCUCUCUCUCUCUCUCUCUCUCUCUUUCUCUCUCUCUCUUUCUCUCUCUCUCUUUCUCUCUCUUUCUCUCUCUCUCUAUUUUCUCUCUCUCUUUUCUCUCUCUCUCUAUUUUCUCUCUCUCUUUUCUCUAUCUUGCACAGUCACUUUCACGCUUACCCUUAUCCUCCCCUCCCCUUUUCUCUCUCUUUCAAAAGAUUACCAUUAUAUGUUAUAUAGGUUGAUAUGCUUCUUCAACAGUUUGUUUCAAUGUUAGGUUGCAGUUGUUGUGUAAUGACUCAGUUGUAAAAAGAGACAUAUUGCUCAUGUGUCCUUUACAAGUACAGAAUGAAAGGAACUUUUGCUUGUGUGUGUGCACUAGCUUAUGAGAAUAUUUCUGAACUAAUAGAUAUAUCUUAUAUUUAGUAAUAUUACUAAAAGGAAAAAGUUUGGCAUGUGUGACAUAUGUGUAUAUGGGGUACAAGAUGUAUUAAUAAUCUUAUCUAUUUGCAAAUAUUUUUCUUCUUUUUUUUUUUUUUUUUUAGUUAAGGAAAUUGAAUGCUUUAUUUAAGAGGCUUCUCUGGCACUUUAAAUCCUGACAUAAUUAUCAAAAUUAUUGUCUAUAAAUCAUGUUUAAAGUGAUCUUUAUUCAAUCAUUCUAAAGUGUGUGCAAAUUGAUAAUGAUAGAAAGGCCUGUUACUAUAAUGCUUUUUCUUUUGAUUUUAAGAUAUUUGUGUAUUUUGUUGAUUGUUGUUUUCAGAUUUUAUGAUACAUGUAUUUUAGGAGGGAAAUAGUCACAUCUUGAGUAAUGAUUUAGAAAAAAAAAAGCAGAUUUACAUGAACUGUUGAAAUUAGUGAAGAAAUAUCCCAGUUAUUAUACUGUAGAAAGAUAUUUUAUGAUUUGUAAACAGUAUGUGACUGAAAUUUCUGCUGAAAAUUAUCACAUCUAGUGAAAAUAUGAAUUCAGUUUUGUUUAUCUGCUCUGAAAGAAACUAAGAAUUAACAGUAGUGGAAGGUAUAGCUAAUUCGCUCCCUCUUUUUAAAAUAAAAGAUUAGGAAAGAGGAUGCCAUUUUAAGUUUUGUAUAAUUUCUUAUUAGGUUGUGGGCAUUAUCCUGCAUAAUUCGAUAUCAUUCUUUAAGUUCACUUUGUUGUUCGCAGUGUUUGGAUGUUCUCUUUGAGGUGCAUCAGUCAAAGUUUCUUUCUGUCUCUUUCCUUAUCAUUGUUAUUCAUUCACAUUAAAUAGAAUUCAUCAUCAUCAUCAAGGGGCUAAUGUCAACGGGGGCACAUGGCUGUAUCCACCCUUCACUUCCAGCCACGAGGGUUCCUCAUGGCGAGUCUCCAGGUCGCGACAGGUCUCAUUGAGCUGCCCAAGCCAUGACCUCCUAGGUUGUCCCACGGACCUCCUCCACCCAGGAUUUUUGUCUCACAGAGAGAGAACCUGAUGGACAAGGUCAUCCACAGGGAAACAAGCUAGAUGCCCAUAUAGCCUGAGUUGGUGAUCCCAGAUUAUGCAAGUAACAGGGUCCCAUGCCAGUGUAGCCAUCAGUUGGAUGCAUGGUCCUGCCAAGUGUACCUCAUGAUCUGAUAGGGUAGCCACUAUCAGCCUAUGGUCAGUGCCACAGAACUCGGCACUCUGGUAAACCUGCAAUUCUGAAGGAUCCUCCAUCGAGUGCUAACGAUAAUGUGGUCGAUCUCCUUGGCCACAGUACCCAUAUCGCUAUACCAUGUCCAGUGAUGUGGGUUGGAGUGCUGAUACCAGGAGCUAGAAAUCCUCAGUCUCUGGAACCUAGCAAAGGGCCGACAGACGUCUCUUAGCCAGCUUGAUCACAUUAAAGUCACCAAGAACAAUGCAAAUAUCUCGCCGGGGACAAUUGUCUGCCACAGAUGUGGAGUACAUAGGAAUAUGAGACAUGAAGCUAAAAGCAUGCUUCAGUCUCAAUGCCAUAAUAAGCUCAUCAACCAGUGUUACCUCAGCUACCGAGGGUUGAAGUCAGCUGGAGAUGGCUAUGGCUAUUCCCUGGAGCCACCUCAACUCCCAACCACUCCUUUUCCCUCGAUAGCAGAGGUAACCGCACGUCCUGCCGCAAGGACUGGAUAGCUCGCCUGAGGUUAAGCCUCGGGCGGUCACUCAAGGUGGACACCAUCUCUGCCACCCUGUCGAUGUUGCCUCAAAUAAAGAGGGUUGGUAGGCUGUGGGGCCCAGUGCCUGCCUGUGGGGUUCUCUUGGGCUUUGCCCCACAGGCCUUGUGCUGGGUUGGCGCCUGCCAGGGCGCAGGUGGGAUGAAUAACUCUCGUUCAAUCCUGCACCCAACAUUUGCCCUCCCAAUGGACCCACAGUCCACCUUGCUUGCUGGGUGGGAGGGACAAUACCCCUCCCCUCAGCACAUGCUUUUAUUGUAGGUGCUGCCAGUGAGUUAUCUGAGGGGAGGAGGGCUGGCAAGGUCCAUCUCCACUGAGCCGCCCAUUAACCCCAGGGUGGCUGAGGGGCAGGAGUUGGUAUGGAGCCAAGGCAUGUCCACCCACUGGUGGGCCAUGACUCUGUAUCUCUAGGGCCUACUACUGCUCCGAGAUGCCCCAAUAUUCAGUUUCCAUGGCUGGCCAUGAGGGUGCACUGCAGAAGUCUUGACGACAGAGAGGCUAUGAACUGGCAGGGGAGUCUAAUGCAGAGCUGCUCCCUUUUUUGCACUAGGCUAGCCAGCAGUGGCAGCUGCAAGCAAGAAGGCAUGCAAGCACUUAACACUAUCUAGGCUACCAUGCCAUCACUUCACAUCACCCUGAGCAUGAAGCACCCACCCAUAAGUAGCAUUGCCUUCCACAUUACUGGAGUUCUUUGUAAAUCAGGGGAAUUAGCAGUUGUACACAAUAUAGUGUGUUGUGAAACAGUAUUAGGAUAUUUUGAGUGAUGUGUUGUGAUUUACAAUGUAACUUAUUUUAAAUUGAGUGACUGUUAUUUAUUUCUGGCUGGCAUGCCUCAGAUGGCACAAAGUUUUGUAAUUUUCCUGUGUACAUAUAUAGCUGUCUCUCCCAUUUUAUUGUGAAUCUCUAAUGUAAUAAUGAAGACCACCAUUUGCAUUUAUUACUGUAUUUCUUUUUUCUUUAGUUUGGAGUCAGAAUGAUAUAUAUUAUAAAUUAUAUAAUUGUAUGAUAUCUUUCAUGAUAGAGUUGCAUGCACAGAUCUCUUCGCUAGCUUGUGAUGGACACUGACUUACAUUGUUGUGGUUUAAGGGCAGCAGUUAAGGAGGUUGUGCUUACUGUGUUGUGUCUCCCUCUUUAUUCCAGUGGUGAAAUGGUACAACAUAGAUUGUGGAGAAAAAGAAAAAAGAAAAAAAUGGUUUAUUAGUAGGAAGAAGAAAAUUGUAUGAGUAUUAGAUGAGAAACACAAGUUGUUGUGUUGUCACUGCAGAUCUUGAGUGGAAUUUCAGUUUCAAGGUGAAAAAAUGUUGAAGGAUUUGAAAGCCUCGCGAAAUUAGAUCUGUCAAGUCAAAUAUUUUCAUGUCAGAGGCUAUCAAAGGAGUCUCGCACUUAUGAUAUUGUGCUUCUACUAUAUAAGGAAAUUGCCUGUAAGAAUUGAGAGACUCACAGACUGUAAUGUCUGAAGUCCUUGGUUGCUGGUGAAGACUUGUUUAGGGAACGUUUGUUGUACAUUCCAAGGGCAUUCUGGUGCAUUUCUCAUUGGAUCAUUUGGUGGUUUGAUUUUUCUUGUGUUUUCUUGUAUGUUGCUUUUCCAUAGUGUAGAUUCUUCUAGUGUUUUAUGAUAUUAGCUCAAGAGGUGCAGAAGUGGUUUAGUUUUCAUUCCCAAAUAGAAUAGUUUAGAUUAUGCUUAUAGAUAUGUAUAUACAUAUAUAUCAUUGUUUAACAUGUGGUCCAAUACCAAGAAAGUUUUAGUUUUAAAUGAGUGAAAUGGCACAUAUUACCUAACUCAUUUUCUUUGGUGAACAAGAAGUAAUUCUGAGGAUAGUCACUUUCAUUGCUUUCUAAUCCAGCAACUAUUUGUUCCUGGAAACUAUUAGGUGAAAUAAUUCUUGUGUUUCUGUACUGAGAGUUAAGCUGUGAUUUUUUUAUCCUGUGAGAUUUAGUUACAGUUUCUAGAUAAGGUCAUAGGUAGAUAUUUAUAUAUUUACUAAAGUAACUGCAUUUGUCAUACAAAUGAAGUUCCCUUAAACAUAAAUUUAGCCUGUACAAGCUCAGUCAGACUUCAGAUAGUUUCAAACAUCUUCACACAAGAUGCUAAAAUGACCCAAACUGUCGAUGUGUUAGAGGAUCUUUACGAAAUAGUGGGAUGCCGGGCAAACCAGUUUUGGCUGAGGAUAGCCAGUCCCAUCACUUUGUGUGUUUGUCAUUCAUUUUCACAUUUGAACCAUAUCAGAGUAAGAAGAACUUAGGGACUUUGAAGUUUUUAUUUCUUCUUUUUUUAUCUACAGGGGAGAGAUUAUAAAGUAUAUUGUUACGAUGAAUUUUCUGUUACUUGGGGAGUGGGGAAACCCCUUAACUGUAUUAUUUAAUGUAAUCUUGCAUCUUAUUUACUUUUUGGCAGAAUGUUUCGGAUGAUUCACCAUGAUUUUAUCAGAGGUUUUUGUCACUGUUAGAUCUAUUUUGUCUCCAUAGAAAUCCCUUUUGCAUGUCUUAGUCCUGAAAAAAUACAGUCAAGGGGUUAACACAAAUUAUUUGCAUAAAUAAAUGGUUGUAGAUAAAUGGUAA
Penaeus chinensis is the source of this 8568-nucleotide messenger RNA. RefSeq names its product transmembrane 9 superfamily member 1-like. The coding region runs from base 163 to 1920 and encodes 585 amino acids. The record is from RefSeq and is a predicted model, not a curated record. Gene Ontology annotation, cellular component: membrane. The transcript has 13 exons. Lineage: Eukaryota; Metazoa; Arthropoda; Malacostraca; Decapoda; Penaeidae. Gene Ontology annotation, biological process: protein localization to membrane.